Molecule: messenger RNA, 9818 nt
Organism: Aedes aegypti (yellow fever mosquito)
Lineage: Eukaryota; Metazoa; Arthropoda; Insecta; Diptera; Culicidae
Gene: Megf8
Product: multiple epidermal growth factor-like domains protein 8
Exons: 5
Coding region: 459-9146 (2895 amino acids)
Molecular function (GO): protein binding; calcium ion binding
Source: RefSeq, a predicted model, not a curated record
AUGACAGUGCGUGAAAACUCCCACCAGGAGAAAAUUUCAGUCUUGCGAAUUGUUUUCCCCGAAUUCUGUGCAAUAAACAUAUCAAAUAACUUUUCGAUCGAAUUUUCCGACGUGAAAAGUGAAAAGGCAUCGAUCGCGGGUGUUGGUGAAAGUGUAAAUCGAAUUAUUUUGCCGUAAAAAGGCACGCAUUUGUUGGCGCAGCGAUCCGAAAAUUAGGCAUCACGAAACGACCCCCUCCGAGAAAGCUUCGAACGGGAGAUGAAAAAUUCUGAACUCCUGUGGGAGUUGAAGCAUAAAUAGUGCUAAUAUUUAGUGAAUUCUGAUAAUUUGUUGGUGUAAUCAGUAGAACAACAUGUAUAUGUUAGCUAACUAAAUGGCGAAGUAGAAAAGGUGUAGCUCAGCGGUAGUAUCAUGCAAGACAUGAAUAGUCUCUCUGUGUAGUGGAACGAACGCUCAAUAUGGAUUGGAGUAGUGAAACGUUGUUGGAUGCAUUAUCGUCGCCGCCAUCCAAAGAGCAUCGCACAGAGGCGAUACAAUUAUUGUCGUUACAUAAACAGCAGCAGUUCCACCGACAUAAUUUCGGCGCUCAGAAGAUGUUGUUUCUGUUGCUGCUGCUUUGCAGUUUACCACUGGUCACGGUUGAACUGGCGCUGACAAAAAGCUCCCAACACCAAUCGUGCGACAAAACCAGACGAGUAUUCACCGAACCGUACGGCGAGAUUAGCGAUGGACCCUCCGGAUAUAAUUACACACAAGAUUCGCACUGCGAGUGGUUGAUACGGGCCCAGAACGAUAGUCAGUUCAUUACGCUAACGUUUCGCAGCAUGGGAACCGAGUGUUCGUACGACUACAUCUUCAUAUACGAUGGCGAUUCGUUUCGGUCUCCGCUACUGGGGAGUUUUAGCGGGAAAACGGAACCGCAACGAGUAUUGGCUGCAUCCGGAAGCAUGCUUGUGCUUCUCUACAGCGACACAAACUACGUACUGGAGGGAUUCAAGGCGGAAUUUUCCGUGACGAACUGUCCAAACAACUGCACAAAUCAUGGCAAGUGCAUUGACCAUUCGUGUGUAUGCGAGUACAAUUGGAUCGGGUUGGACUGCAGUCUGGAUGCAUGCCCGGAUGGAUGCGGACAGGACGAAGGAAGAGGGCAGUGCUCGAAUGGGAAGUGUGUCUGCUCAAGUGAGUACUCUGGCCAGUCGUGUAGUCUGCACAAAAGUCGCCCCGUCCCGAACGAGUGGCAUUGGCUUUCCAACUCGAAAAAUGGUUUGACGCCCCGAGCAACCCAUACGGCCGUGUAUUAUGCACCGUCGGAUUCACUGUACGUUUUUGGCGGUUACAAUUUGAAUCACGUGUUGGACAGCUUGCAAAUCUAUCGAUUUGCUAAAAGUAUAUGGGAAAACGAGUGGGGCAUGCGAGUCAGCCCCCAAGAAGAGCCUCACGUGGUGGACACAACGGAUGAGAAGUCUCAAAUGGGAGUAUGGCUUUCUGAGGAACCUAGUGGGCCGAACUUUUUCAACAAUGUGAUCUAUUCGUUGGCUGACAAUCGAACGGGUCCUUUUGGAGGAAUGUAUGCAAACAGAAGUAGACCAGCCGGACGUUACGGUCACGCAGCAUGUGCCGUUGAGGAUGGAUUUGUGAUCUUUGGAGGUAAGCUGGCGGGUGGCCGCUUGUCGCACGACUUGUGGUUGUAUAACAUCAGCCACAACAAUGGAACCUGGUCGGAAAGGGCAAGGACAUCAUCCUUUCAACCGCCAUCGCUGACAAGACACACGCUAACACUCGCCAACGGUUAUAUCUACGUAUUCGGAGGAGCACUGGAAAGUGGAGAGUUUUCUUCGCGUCUAUUUCGGAUCAGGUUGUCGAACAAUCCCGUCGAGGAACAAUGGGAGGAAGUUAUACCACGAGGUGGCAAGACACUAGACCUUCGCAUUGUAGCCCAUACUACGUCCUAUCAUAGACAUAGUAAAUCGUUGAUAGUGUAUGGUGGCGUAGUGGCAGGUGUAGCUCGAUUUUCGAAGCUUUCAGAUCGCAUGUUUUCCUUUCAUCUUAAACACCUGCACUGGGCCGAAAUAAUGUAUCCGAGAACGCCUUUGCGAGAUGCCUAUAUUCCAAGGGAACGUGCAUUCCAUACUACCACCAUCAAUGGAAACUAUUUAAUCGUAUUUGGAGGCUACACGCACCGUCACAAUAAGGAAGAAAUUUGCUACGACAAUCAAAUGUAUUUAUACCACCUAGGAUGUCACAAUUGGGUGAGUCAAGAUGUUCUGGGAACCAGCCGGCAUGCACGCUAUCCGAAGCAGCAAGGAGUAUUUGCUCAUGCUGCUGCUCUAAGAAACGGCAACACUUUGUUCCUAGUAGGAGGAUACCACGGAAAUGUGAAUGGAGACUUAUUGGCGUACACUUUGCCACCGUUGUUAAUUGUUGAGAAUGAGGAAGACUUUGAGCCGGAGGCUGCCUGUCCAAAGCAUACUUCCGUUACGGAAUGCUUAUCGGAUCCUGAAUGUGGAUGGUGUUCAGCCGAUAAUGUUUGCUACGGUCGAACGAUAGGCGCCAACUGUACUACUAAUUUACAAACCACAAGAUGUCGCGGCAUUUGUCCCGCCCUUGGCGAUUGCCAUUCCUGCUUGAUUCAUGGUUCGGCCGCGAAAGGAAGCUCCAAGUCAGUUUCCAACAAGCUGGGCUUCGACAGAUGCACUUGGUGCGUUCAAAACGCUCGAUGCCACCACAAUAACGACAACUAUGGAGUUUGCGGCGAAGAUACACCUUCUCAAAAUCCCGGAUGGUGGGGUACAAAAGGCACAGAAGUGCUUUCUCCGGAUCAAUGCACACAAAAAGACACUCGUCCAGGGCUCACUUUUCUGAAGUAUCUUGACCCUGUCAAUUGGUCGAUGCCCGAUUCGGUAAUGGUAGUAAACGCCACUAUGGUAGAUUUCAAUGUUCCUUCUAGUACGACGCAUGCAGAGCAGUCGUUCAAUGGGCAGGUCGUGGCACGAUUACUUGGCUUCAUUCGGCCACCGGCAGUUUGGGAAGGAGCUGGCGAACGCUUGCGAGCUUGCGCCAGUUAUUCACAAGCAGUUCUUCGUAUGGCUUCAACUGAUCUGGGCACGGCAAACUCCCGUAAGAAGGUUGUCCCCGUAGUCACAGCGAACAUCACCGCUGGUCAAACCGUUUGCGAAAUGGCUCAAUGGAGAAGUUUAGAGCCCCGUUUUCGAGUGAUGGUGGACUUCCAAGCCAAGCGAAGUACAGCAGUUAACAUUCAGAGCCACCAUCAGCAAAUCAGUAAAAUGGGACUUCAGCACAGUGCCAUUGGUCAGGAAAAUCCCAAAACCUUCACGUUCGAAUUUUUGGAACCCUUUUCCAAUGGAUCGUGCGGUUCCUACGCUAAUUGCCUUCACUGCUUGUCUGAUUCCCUGUGUGGAUGGUGUGAGCUGACUUCGCAGUGUAUUUCCCGUCAGUCCAAUGAAAGUAUCACCUGCCGGAAAGGGUCCAAUUGGCGCUACCUGACCGUGCAACCAGCACAGUGUUCAAACUGUUCCAACUACAUAUCUUGUGAGCAAUGCAUCCAAACUGGGAUUUGCGAAUGGUGGGCAGAAGAUGCUAGAUGUUCGCGAAAGGGAAGAUCUCUGACGGCGGUCGUUGAGUUGGAUCAAUGCCCAAUUCCGUGUUAUCUGCGAACGAAUUGCUCAACGUGUUUGAACGAACGGGGACGCUGCGUUUGGUGUGAAGCCACAAAUCAAUGCUUCAGUUUCUCCGUCUACACAAGCGAGUAUCAGUUUGGACUUUGUCGGGAAUGGCUUGACCAAACAAUGCCAACGCCGACUACUGCCGGGAGUCAGCUCGUAAGUCCGCCUGUACAACAGUGCAAGUCAUGCAGCAGCCAUAGAAAUUGUUCCCAAUGCUUGCGUUCGCUUAGCUGUGGGUGGUGCUAUGAUGUGGAUAACCCAAUCGAAGGGAUUUGCAUGCAAGGAGAUUUCAAUCGAUCCACUUACAAUUGCCCGGAAACGUUGAACACAACGUCGGAAAAGGCUCGAUGGUCGUACGCACAAUGCCCGGACGUUGACGAAUGUGAACUAGGUCUGCAUGAUUGCCACGAGCAAGCGGAAUGUUCCAAUACUCAUGGCUCGUUCAGUUGUCGCUGUAGGAAAGGUUUCCUAGGGGAUGGAGUUCGAAACUGCAUUCAAACGUGUUACGAAACGUGUGUGCAUGGAUACUGCUCUGGAGGACCCGAUUAUAGAUGUCAAUGCGACCUCGGAUGGACAGGAAUAGACUGCAGCCAGAAUUGUGAAUGCAACAAUCACUCGACAUGUGUCCAAGGGGUGGGCAAAUGUGAUAAAUGCAUGAAUUGGACAGAAGGUCAGUACUGCGAGCGCUGUAGUCCGGGAAGUUUUGGAAACGCUACAUCAGAGCUUGGAUGCCAACCAUGCGAUUGCAACGGACAUGGAAAUGAGGCAUUGGGGAUUUGUGAUUCUCAAACGGGCGAAUGCUAUUGCCAGGAUAACACCGAAGGACUAAAGUGUGAGAUGUGCAAUCGGAACUUUUUCGGCGAUCCAAAAGGCGGUGGACAAUGUUACUAUCAGUGCGAACCCCGGGGAGUGCUGACAAACGUUGGCACCGAAGGAAUCGGUUCGUAUCAAUCGCACCGUUCCAUACGAGGAGGUACAGAAGCACGCGAAUGUCUUUGGAUCAUUAGUCCAUACGUGAAACAUGGCGGUGAACUAAAAAAUGCUAUCAUCCAAUUUGAAAUCGAACCGCAAGAUAUGAACGUUACCUGUGGGCAGAAUGCAGUUUAUGUGUAUGAUGGAUUGCCUGAUUUAACGGGUGCUACCCAACAGAAGCAACUGUUGGCAGUAUUCUGCAGCGAAGACAAAAGCCCAUGGGUCACGGAAGCUCGCUCAGGCCAUCUCACAAUCCACUACAAACAAGGAGGUCACGGUCAGGGCUUCAAAGCAAUUUACAACGUAAUGAGUUGUUCGAUCAAUACGUGUAAGCGUCCGUAUGUGUGUCAUGCGGAUAAAUGUGUCUGUCCAAAAGGAUUUGCCGGACCACGUUGCUCGCUAAAAAUAUGCCCUUCGGAUUGCAAUGUCGAUCGAAAGCAAGGGACAUGCGAUAUCGGAUAUGGGCGAUGUAUUUGUGCGGCCGGAUAUGGAGGUCCCGAUUGCUCACGAACUAUCAAACCUUCCAAUAUUGUAUUUAUGGAACUGUUCAACUCAUACCUCAUCUCCGAUAGCUUUGAACAUUUACGCAAAACGCUUCCUCGCUUUGGUCAUUCCUUGGUCGCCGAUCGUCGUGGGUCGCUAUGGAUGUUCGGAGGAUAUUCGCUAUCCCAUGGUCCACUGAACGAUAUUCGGCAGUUCGACACCAAAAAUAACACGUGGAUGCAGGUUACGGUCGAUUCCAGCCCAGAAGAUCGAAUGCCCCAAGGAAGGUACUUCCACGCAGCAGAAAUCAUAUUCUCAAAGCAAGCAAUUUACAUCUACGGUGGGCUCUCCCGAAAUCAAUCGUCCCAUUUAGUGCUGGACGAUUUCUGGCAGUUUGGAUUGCAAACGCAACGUUGGAGCAUGGUUACACAGAAUGGGGCUAAACCACCACCACUUGCUGGGCACACCAUGACAGUUGUGAAAGAAGCGGACAAAGAUGUCCUUCUGAUAAUUGGCGGAUUUUCAGUAGAUAAUGGAAUGCAGAAUCGCAUUUGGAUGUUCGACUUGAGCUCGAAUAGUUGGUCCAAACUUCUAACCACCGGAGCCAAACCCACGGGCAUUUUUGGCCACAGUACAGUAUGCCAUCCUACUAAGCAAAUUUUAUAUUUGUAUGGGGGUAUCGUCUUCACUGAUGGAAAGUCCAAGGUAUCGAACAAACUUUACGCGUUCAAUUUCAAAAACCUCAAGUGGACCGAACUUCCCGCUUUCGCCAGCAAACCAUCUGACUAUGUUCCUCAAACGCGCUACCUACAUUCUGCUGUGACGACGGAGAAUUACAUGCUGGUGUUUGGUGGCAGAUCGCACCCUGGUAGUGUCGGAGACACAAUGAUAGCUUACGUGUAUAAGUGUAAUCGAUGGUUAAGACUGGGUGCAGACAUCGAAAUAAUAGGAAACACUUUUGGCCAAACUUAUGCCCAAGCGAUGACUCAAGAUCCGGACUACGAUGCUUUCUACUCGGUGGGAGGCUGGGACGGAAGCAGCUACAGCCGUGUAACGAAAAUCAUCAUGCCACCGGAUCUGUGUGACUUGUGGAGCAGCUCAAAGUAUCACUGCCGGCAAUAUAUGGGAUGUAGUUAUUGCGCGAUCACAACUAUGGAAGGGUCCAAAACCCAUUGCUACUCGGUGGGAAACUCGGAUGUUUGCGAUGCACAGAAUGGAACUUUAUCAUUCAACAAUGGAGCGCCUUGCGACGAUGAGUGGAUUUCCAAACGGAAUUGUUCCUUAUUCGAUACUUGCUCGACGUGCCUCGCGUCGUUCCCAUCUCAUGUUGAAUCCAAUCCCGUCUGCCAGUGGUGUCCGGAAUGCGGCGUCCGUGGGAAAUGCCUUCAGUAUGAUAGCGAUUGCACAGCAGAGAACAAGUGUCAAUUCAACCAUUCGACCAUCAUAGAGUUAGACAGCUGUCCUGCGUUCAAUUGUGCCGCUUCUGACUGCGAGAGUUGCCAUGCAAUGUCGAACUGUUCUUGGACAUUUACAGGAAAGCAUUUCCAGUGUCAGUAUCGGAACGAAACCGACAGUAAUAAGAAACCUGCUGCAUGCCCGCCAAACUGCCAUACUUACACAUCGUGCAGCGCUUGUCUGAGUCAGCCAUCUUCGGAAGGCGGAUUUGCGGACUGUAGAUGGUCUACCCAGUUGAACGAAUGUAUCUCUCCCAGUUACCAGCCGAUCUACUGUGCUGGAAGUAUCUGUGGACUAGUUUUAGAUCCGUCCAACAUUGAACAAUGUCCAGAGCCCUGCGGUGCAUUCAGUCAAUGUGCCACGUGCCUCCGCCACGCUCAUUGUGGUUGGUGUUCACGCAACGGAACUGAAGGGGAUGGUGUUUGUACCGAAGGGUCUUUGGAUAGCCCAGUAGAUUACCCGGCUGCUUCGACAUGUGACGUUAUCUACAGCGUCAAAAACAACAUAACAGUCAUCGAUCGGAAUGACCGGUUCAGCUGGAAUUACGUGAAAUGUCCUCCGGAGAACGAAUGUGCCAAUAGCCAUCAUAGUUGCAAUGUCAAGUCGGAACGAUGCGUAGAUCGACCGCACGGCUACGAAUGCCAAUGUGCCGACGGGUACAAAUCUGACUCUGGAGUUUGCGUUCCCGUAUGUCGACAAGGCUGCGUUCGAGGGUUGUGCACUGAACCUGACAAGUGUGAAUGUGACUUUGGAUAUGUCGGUGCCAACUGUAGCAUACAGUGCCAAUGUAAUGGUCAUUCGAAUUGUGCUGGACCGGAUCAGCUAGAUAGCUGCCUACAUUGCCAUAACAACACCCUUGGCUCUCAGUGUGAAAAAUGUAUGCCGUUUUUCGUUCGUGAUCCCCGAAGUAACGGAGAAUGUAUACCAUGUAGUGAAUAUUGCUACGGCCAUACCGAUCUUUGUGUUUCGAAAGAAUUGGAGCCGAUCGUGAAGAGCAUGACCCGUAUAGAGCUGAACAAUUAUCUCACCGAAGGAUCCCAGUCGGAUGCCGUGUGUUUGCGGUGCGAAAAUUUUACGGAUGGGGAUCGCUGUGACACGUGCAUUCCGGGCUACUUCAGAGGAGCUACCAUUGCCAGUGAUUCGUGUCGUCCUUGUCAGUGCCACGGGCACGGGGAUAUGUGCGAUCCGGUAACCGGCGAGAAGUGCAAUUGUGGAAACAACACGGAAAGCGACAAUACCUGCUCGGCGAAGGGGAAAAAUCUGGCGUACAGUUGCUGGUCGAUGCAGUGCACAAAGUGCAAGGAUUCCUAUUCGGGUCAUCCGUCCAACGGGCAUCAAUGCUACAAACAUAUCACGGUGGAUUCCAGGAUGUGCUUCGAUGCCAAAACAAUAGAUGAGUGUAAAAUCAAACCGCAGCCGCUGAAGUCAGGACAAACAGUAUUUUUCGUCAUUCAGCCCCGCUAUAUGAAUGUCGAUAUUAGAUUCAUCGUGGAUGUAACGCAAGGUGAAUUAGAUUUCUACAUGAGUCCCAACGAUGAGUCCUUCGUUGUGCAUUCGAAUGGGAGCUCUGGCCACCAUGAUAUUUUCCUUGACAACCGCUAUUCCUGGCAGCACGAUAUAGUUGAUGUCACUUCGGUCGACACCUUAAAUUUGUAUCCCCUCAACAUUCACGGCAAUUCGUCCGAUAUCAAUAUUGACCCAUCUAUGCCGAUAGGAUUGGCUUCUUCACAAUCGAAUUGCCGAAUGGAUACGGAGAAAUUCUUCUUUGUGAAGGACAGAAUUGCCAAAGAUUUAAUUACGUACGUUACACUGUAUCAGUGUAAUUCCCUGCUGCGAGUGUUUGGCUUGAAGAAUCGUUUAGUUGUGACGCUGCCCCAUACCAUUCAUUCAUUGGGUCAAACUAAAUUUUACAUAGCUCUAAGAGCACGCACUGGCUCAACGGCUAGUUAUGGCUUGGUAUUUUUCCGCCAGGAUCAACUCCAUAUCCAUUUGUUCGUAUUUUUCUCAGUAUUUUUCUCGUGCUUCUUUCUGUUUCUGGCAAUUUGUGUCCUUGCGUGGAAAGCGAAACAAGCUGCCGAUAUGCGGCGUGCUAGAAUACGUCACGUGGUUGAAAUGUUGCAUAUGGCCAAACGUCCAUUCGGUAGGAUAAACUUAAGUCUAGAUAGUCCCGGUGAAACUCCAGCCAGUCAUAGAAAGCGUGUCCGCAGUAAACACCACGCGGCCCAACAAUUGCAGCAGGACAUUGCUCCGGUAGCAUUGGAACCAACCGCGGACAACGUGGCCGCCGUUGGUACAGUAUUUGUACGUCUUCCGGGUAAGCAAAAGUCUCAGAUUACCCUUGCAUUGGCUUCGUCGUUGGUGGUCCUCACUAGGAGUCACACCACGUACAACAGAGCUUUUCAUCGACGGAGAGGUUCGUCGCACCACCAUAAUCAACAUGCUCAGAUUAUGCAGCAACAUCUACAGGAAGAGCCGGUUUUUGUCGAUCUGGCACAGGAACAACUUCCACUGCAACCGAUGGCCCUACAGCGGCCACUAGAACGCAACAAUUAAGGUGGAUGGGACUUCACAAAUAGCUACCGUUCUGUUUUUUUCAACUCACACUGUGGUUCUAAGUUUUAGGUACGCACAAGCCAUGGACUGUUGUAAAUAUUAAUUUUAAGCAUAAGAGAGGAAGCCAGUUGUGAUAAUUUGAGCACAGUCAAUAUCAUUUGCCUAAGGUUUUGUCUAUCGUGAGACAACGAGAAGUUUUCGCCAACAUUAGUUUACCAAAGCCACUGCUAUGUAUGUAUUUUGUCAUGUCACGGCUUGUGAUAGGUCUCCUUUUAGAGGCUUGGUCGCUAUUUUAUGGGCUCUAAGUCACUUUUUUCCUUUUUCCGUGUCAAUUCUAGAAAAUCCAGAGAUACUUUAAUAGAUUCUUACUCAAUACCACAAGUUCUUUUGAAAUUUGUUCAUAAAUUUUUCAGAGAAAUGCGGUUUCUUCUGGAAUACUCUCAGGAACUUCUCCAGGUAUCCUUCCAAAAAAAAUACCUUUAUAGAUUCUCCCAGCGAUUUCUUGAUUCGCUCCAGGAAAUUUUUCAGCGCUCCCAUGCUGCUAUCUACAGUAAUUUUCGCAGGAAUUAUUCUUAAAACAUCCCACAAAUUAUCCUAGAUUUCCUUUUACAGCCAUACCUCGAUAGAACGUGACCUCUUUAUAACGUAACUUGAUAUACCGUAAUUUUCACC